GCUGUGAGUGUCCUUUACGGCAGGCGUCUGCGUCUCCCUGAAGCCGGCGGUCGUGAACUGCGACCAGGGAGCUGACAAGGACGCUUCUGUAGUGCGCCAUGCCUUUCCUUGAAGUGCAGAAGAAGCUAGGCAUCAGCCUAGAUCGGCACUUCGUAUUCCAAAGCGCUGAACAGCCCUACAAGAUCCCCUCUCGAUGCCAUGCUUUUGAGAAAGAGUGGAUAGAGUGUUCCCAUGGGAUCGGGGCUACCCGGGCUAAAGAAGAGUGCAAGAUAGAGUACGAAGACUACAACGAGUGCUACCUCCGGUUCAAGACGUUGAUGCGCCUGAGUGAAAUCAAACAACAUCGGGAAAAGCUAAUCAAAGAGGGGAAAUAUACCCCUCCACCUCACUUCGUGGGCAAGGGGGAGCCCAGGCCCUGAGCAGAGCAGCUGGAGGCUGCUUGUCAUGUUGCUUUCCACUGGGAAGGAAGUUUAAUGAAAGCUUCUUCAUCAAGUAUAUAAAAAUAAAGAAUUACUGGAUCUUA
Messenger RNA from Onychomys torridus (southern grasshopper mouse), 523 nucleotides. RefSeq names its product NADH:ubiquinone oxidoreductase subunit S5 (gene Ndufs5). The record is from RefSeq and is a predicted model, not a curated record. The transcript is spliced from 3 exons. Lineage: Eukaryota; Metazoa; Chordata; Mammalia; Rodentia; Cricetidae. The coding region runs from base 99 to 419 and encodes 106 amino acids. Gene Ontology annotation, biological process: mitochondrial respiratory chain complex I assembly.